Molecule: messenger RNA, 669 nt
Organism: Striga hermonthica
Lineage: Eukaryota; Viridiplantae; Streptophyta; Magnoliopsida; Lamiales; Orobanchaceae
Source: the annotation of a GenBank genome assembly
AUGAGCAUUCUAAUUAUUGCAAGAGACUGUGGGUUACAGUUCUCGGAUAGUGCUUCUGAUGAUGCUGAUAUUUGUGCUGUUUGCUUGGAGAGAGCAUGUACAGUUGCUGCCGAAGGUUGCGCGCACGAGCUAUGUGUGAAAUGUGCUCUCUACCUCUGCUCGACCAGCAAUAUCCCUCUCGAAUCAAACAUACUGCCCGGCACAAUCCCUUGCCCCCUCUGCCGGCACGGAAUCCUGUCUUUUACCCGACUGGCGGUGGGCCCCACCGAAAAGCAGACCAUAUUACCAAUAUCGCCCCUCGGCUUGUGCACGCCAUGCAUGCUCCACAACAGAGAGCACGACCGGUCUGAGUCGACCCGCUCGCCCGACUCAAGAAAAGGGAGACGGGCCGAUUCGGAUUCUAUCUCGUCUGACAUCUUUUGCCCCGUCACGUGCAGCCCAUUUCCAUCCAUGACGAUGAUCCCUCUCUGCACGUGCAAAAACGGGCCCUGCCCAAACUUUGAUGUUGGGCCUGGGGAGGCGUGUUUGGAUGGCUCGAGGCCCGUGGUGUCAGAAGAGCGGGAAAAUGUGGAUGGGAUAAGAUUGGAGAAAACGACUUGUUCGAGUAUGUUUUGGGGGAGGAGAAGCUGCAGCAGGGAACACCAGUGUAAUGCUGAGAUUAACGCGUAA